AUGCAUUGGCGACAUCAGAUCGAGAGUGGGCGGAACAUCGUUCCAGUCGGACUGUUCUUCGAUACCGAUCCAAUAGUACCUCCGAGAAUGGAGCCAACAGAUGAAUUCGCAAAACGAGCCAUCACUUCGUCAGGUUCGACUGACAAGAAAAUGGUGGAGAAAGUACCUGUUAGUGACGAAGGCGUUUUGAAAGAUCAGAAAACACAGCUGAAGGGAUUCAAAAAAACUAAUGAGACGGAGACAAUGCAUAUCAAUUCCGGAAACACCAACAUAGAACCAGGGUCUAUUGCCGAGAAAGCUGUACCAGUUGUCGCUUCAGAACCAUCCCCUGCUUUUACGCCGAGUACUUUUACAGCGAACCAUCAAGUAGCCCAGUCAGAACAAUUAGCGGAAGGAACUGAAGAAGAACUGUCGGAGGAGGCGGCGAAUAGUGGGUUAGCACCACCGUCGACGCGUGAGCUCCAAGAAGAAUUAUUAUUUGUUGACAGCAAUGACACGAUGUCACCUCAAGCGCCUGAUGAGCCAUCGGGCGUGGAGAAUGCUAAGGUAUCACACCCACCAUCUACAGUAUUUGUUCCAAACAGUUCAGCAUCCGCAAAGCCUGAGUCAGGACAAAGCAAUUUUGCGAAUGCCAAACAGCAGGUGGAUUCUAUCGAUGGUUCGGUCCCUUCUCCGGCCAUCGUCAGCGAGACAGCAAAAAUCAAAGGUAUCAAGUUGUUCAGUGCUACCAUUCGAAAAGCAACAAAGAAGGAUGAGAGUAAUCUUUCUCGGUUGCUUGUAUUCAUGAAAACAGGAGAAACUAGGAAAUGA
This is a messenger RNA of Haemonchus placei, 810 nucleotides long. The record is from the annotation of a GenBank genome assembly. NCBI's taxonomy places the organism in Eukaryota, Metazoa, Nematoda, Chromadorea, Rhabditida, Trichostrongylidae.